This is a messenger RNA of Aspergillus wentii DTO 134E9, 1194 nucleotides long. RefSeq lists its product as uncharacterized. The record is from RefSeq and is a predicted model, not a curated record. Lineage: Eukaryota; Fungi; Ascomycota; Eurotiomycetes; Eurotiales; Aspergillaceae. The coding region runs from base 1 to 1194 and encodes 397 amino acids. The transcript has a single exon.
AUGCACCUCAAUUGCCCCUAUGCACACUCUGUCUAUGUCCAGCCUGAUGGCCGCACAUACAGCCCUCCUCUCUUGGGUUCUUUAUCUUUCGAAGAUAAUGUACAGAUACAGUCUUUGAUCAAUCCUCAAAUCGAUAUCUGUCUUGUUCGAAUGGUCAAAUGGAAAGCAGUAUCUUCAGAAACCCAUACUGGCAAAAAUCCCUUCGCUCGACUUUCCCUUCGACGUUCACCCUCAAGAGCAGAGCAUACUCUUGUAUUAUCUUCAGUAGAAGAGCUGGCCCGAUGCACCAUCACCAUCCCUCCGCUGCCCACAACCCAGGGGCACUUGGAAUUCUCCAUGUCCAUCCCAAGCAACACUCCACCGACGACAAAUACUCCCAUUGCAACAAUCUCCUACGCGAUAGUCGCCACCGUGAACAGACCACCCGAAACCCCAAUAGUAACAACCCACCCUAUGCAACUUGUCCGGUACACUGUUCAAAACGAACCCCAAAGCAUCCAAUAUAUCCGGACAUAUCCAAACUCGAGGACACGCACAACAGCUAUACUGCCCCAAAACGCAACUACCGACUCAAGACCAACCAUAUCUUUUUCUGUGACGAUUUUACUCCGCCCGGCAAUUGCGCCAGGUGAUCGGAAGACAGAGAUGAAGCAUAUUGUCGUCAAGGAUGUCAGGUGGCGUGUGGAUGAAAUAGCCAAAUUAUUUGAUAAACCAAUUGAGGGUCAAAUGCAGAGUAUCUGCAAGGAUAAGCAUGUGCGUUCAUUAUGCAGCGCACGCCAAAAAGGACAUUGGAGCAUACCCAAAAAGCAGUGCUUAGAACAACACAAAGACACACAAAUAUCCAUCACGUUCGACAUAGACAUUUCCCAGGCCGCAAUGGCCGCAGACGACACCAAUAUAUCUGCCUUUACCUGUGGUCAUUUAUACUCGCGCCCCCUCGCCUGCGAUAAUGUCGAUCAACCUUCAACAAGCAAGGCAAUAGCGAUCACAGUCGAUCAUCAACUAGAGAUCGAGCUGCUCGCCGAUGAAGAUACUUUUCAUAUAGAGACUGGGAAACUGGUGGAUAGGAGACACUGGAAAGCAUUCAGUGCCCAGUAUCCCCUUUCUUUAUGCAAAUACUUAGUGGAAGAAGAGGUUCUACCAAGAUACGAAGGCAUAUCCAAUGCACCGCCAGAAUAUGCGGGGCAGUAUUGA